AAGAAACUUGUCAAGUCGCAUAAUUUGUUCGGCUGCAUUUCGAGGCGUAUCAGGAAAGAGUUUUCGCCCAAGGCAAUACCAAACCAAACCAAAUAAAUAUGAACUGUUUUGAGUCUGCAAAGCUGCACCAAAGCAUUCCUAGCUGCGUGGAGCCGGAGGUGAUGCCGAAACUGGAGAGCAUGGGCCGAUACACCAAUAAACUUCAUUGGUUCAAGAACAGUGUGCUUGGGAAACUGGCGGAGAAGAGGUACACAGCUGUGUUUAUGGGGCCCAUGAAGAAUCCGAAGUACUAUGAGACUAUCCAGGACCCGAUGGAUAUCGGAAGUAUUAUAGAGAGAAUCGACAAUCGGUACUACCAGAACUUGGCAGAGGCUGUGACAGACUUUCGAAUUAUGUUGGGUAAUUGCUUCCAAUAUUUCGCACGCGAUGAUCCGGUGUACAAAAAAGGCAUACAAAUGGCAAAUUUGUUCCUGGCGAUCAUGGAAAAUCGACCCCGCGGACCGGAGAUCCGUUCCACCAAGAACCCCCGUAACGCCACCCUGCAAACGGAUUACCGCAAGGUCACCAAGAGGGUCCUGCAACCGGAAACAUGGCAGAGCAAGGUCUGGGCGCAGCUGAGCAAGAUUCGGUCCCUCACAGACCGACUGGAAUUUCCAGUUGCUCGCUCUGUGAUACGCGAGCAGUGUGACUCUCUGGAAACAAAGCUGUUUCAGGGCCACUUUGCAACCCACGAGCAGUUCGCAGGAGAAGCACAACGCCGCUUCCACGAUUUCCGCAACUUUGCCCUACAAUAUCUACAAACCAAUUUCUAUUCGGGCUCCGCCAAGAAGCCGCGUCUUGAAGAGCCAAUGCACAGCCCUCUGAAGGACAGCCCUAACCGAAAAUCAGUUUGUGCCAGCUCUGAGUCGGUUUCUAGUUUGGACUACUCCAGCGACUGCUGCAGCAAGUCCUGCACCAACUCCAGCUGUAACGGCAGCUCAGACUCCAGCGUCAGCUCUUGGGACUCCUGGCAAAACUCUCCAACCCAUAGUGAGAAGUCCUAUAUCUCGAGCUCCAGCUUCAUCUGCGCAUCCAGCUCCAGCUCUUACUCUGACCCCAGCGACUUCUCCUUCUAUUGCUCUAGCGAAGAGUUCUCAAGCGACACCUCGAACUAGCAGGGAUAAGUCUUCUACCAGGAACGAGUACAAAUUUUUUCAAUUCCCACAAAUCAAAUAUUAAACGAAUUGCCAUUGCGGAGGUGGAAAAUCUCAAUGAUCCGCGCUUGCACUUGUUUUUCUCAUAAUAAACACUAAUU
Drosophila obscura is the source of this 1294-nucleotide messenger RNA. Its product is annotated as SWR1 complex bromodomain subunit bdf1-like. The record is from RefSeq and is a predicted model, not a curated record. Lineage: Eukaryota; Metazoa; Arthropoda; Insecta; Diptera; Drosophilidae. The coding region runs from base 99 to 1154 and encodes 351 amino acids. The transcript is spliced from 3 exons. Gene Ontology annotation, molecular function: protein binding; histone H3 acetyltransferase activity. Gene Ontology annotation, biological process: chromatin remodeling; positive regulation of transcription by RNA polymerase II. Gene Ontology annotation, cellular component: histone acetyltransferase complex.